This is a messenger RNA of Vombatus ursinus (common wombat), 2389 nucleotides long. Its product is annotated as endophilin-B1-like. The transcript has 14 exons. The record is from RefSeq and is a predicted model, not a curated record. Gene Ontology annotation, cellular component: membrane; cytoplasm. Gene Ontology annotation, molecular function: protein binding. The coding region runs from base 1 to 2019 and encodes 672 amino acids. NCBI's taxonomy places the organism in Eukaryota, Metazoa, Chordata, Mammalia, Diprotodontia, Vombatidae. Gene Ontology annotation, biological process: membrane organization.
AUGACAGUCCCACUGUUCUUUGCCCUGGUCAGGCCAUCCCUGGAUGACCCGAGCUCGGGCCCUCAUCAGCUCGGCGAGCUCUGCUGCGCCUGGGUCUCCUAUUCACACACGGCGGCGGUCGGUCGGUGGUUCCUGGUCUCUGGGGCGUCCCUUCCAAAUCCGGCUUCUACGUCUCUCUGUUUAACCUCAUUAGUCACUGCCCGCGGGCCUCCCGGCCUAGCUGGCCUCGUGUCUCAUCCCAGCACAACCCCACAGUCACUCUCUAGUCAGUCGUCUACCGGGGUGUCUGUGGGAUGGUGGGGGGAGCCCACCCUACCCCCGAGCCAUCGGCCCCCCGGGAAGUGGGGGGUUGUCGCCCUCCAAAUCCCUCACCCCAGCCCUCCCCCACAAAGAGCCACGUUCCUCCUCCGCCCCCCCGCCCCCCUGGGCCACGCCCCGCCCCUUCCUCCCCCGCCUCCGAGAGCUAGGCCCCACCCCUCCCCCUCUCCCUCUCCUCACCCCCUCGCUUCCUUCCCGCCCCCGCCAGCCUCCGUCGCUCUUUCCCAGUCUCUCUCCAGUCCUUCCCUCUCUUUCCUCACUUCCCCUACCCACAUCCCCAGGCUAGGCCCCGCCCCCGUCCACCGCUCCCCGCUCCCUUCUUUCUCCCCUCCGCUUCUCUCCUUUUCUUCCCUUCGCGGGCUAAGCCCCGCCCCCCCCAGGCUAGGCCUCGCCCCCGCCACUGCUCCUUCCGCCUUCUCUCGCUCCCUCCUCCUCCCCUCCCCUCCUGGCCCCUCCCCGCCUCCUCAAGAUAAUCUCCUCUCCUCUCCCGGACGGGGCCCCGCCCCCUCCUCCCCGGCUCCUCGACCCGUUCCCUCACAGGCGGCGGCGGCGGCGGCAGCUCUGCCCGGCUCCGGCUCCAGCCCGGCUCGGCCCGGCUUGAGCAUCAUGGACUUCAACGUGAAGAAGCUGGCGGCGGACGCGGGCACCUUCCUCAGCCGCGCGGUGCAGUUCACAGAAGAAAAGCUUGGUCAGGCAGAGAAGACUGAAUUGGAUACUCACUUAGAGAACCUGCUUAGCAAAGCUGACUGCACCAAAUACUGGACAGAAAAAAUUAUGAGGCAAACUGAGGUGCUAUUGCAGCCAAAUCCUAAUGCUAGAAUAGAAGAGUUUGUUUAUGAGAAGUUGGAUAGAAAAGCUCCAACUCGUAUAAACCACCAAGAACUCUUGGGGCAAUUCAUGAUUGAUGCAGGGAAUGAGUUUGGCCCAGGAACUGCUUAUGGUAAUGCCCUCAUGAAAUGUGGAGAAACACAAAAACGAAUUGGAACAGCAGACAGAGAACUGAUUCAUACAUCUGCAAUAAACUUUCUUACUCCUUUAAGAAACUUUAUAGAAGGAGAUUAUAAAACAAUUGCUAAAGAAAAGAAACUACUGCAAAAUAAAAGACUUGAUUUGGAUGCAGCAAAGACCAGACUGAGGAAGGCCAGAAAUUUAGAUGCUAAAGUCACAUGUGAACAGGAAUUAAGAAUAAUUCAGAGUGAAUUUGACCGUCAAGCAGAGAUUACCAGACUCCUUCUGGAAGGGAUCAGCAGUACACAUGCCCACCAUCUUCGCUGCCUGAAUGACUUUGUGGAAGCCCAGAUGACUUACUAUGCUCAGUGCUACCAGUACAUGCUGGACCUGCAGAAACAACUUGGGAGCUUUCCAUCUGCCUUCAUAUCUAACAACAAUCAGGCUCCCACAUCUUCCAUGUCCAGCGUUGCCUCCGCUGCCUCAUCAGCCCCAGUAACCUCCUCUAUGUUGCCUUCAACAAGUAGCACAAUUGUCUCUCCCAUCCUCAGUGACUUGAAGGAAUCCAGCGGAAGCAGGAAAGCCAGGGUUCUCUAUGAUUAUGAUGCUGCAAACAGUAGUGAAUUAUCACUUCUCGCAGAUGAGGUGAUCACAGUAUACAGUAUCGUUGGUAUGGAUUCAGACUGGCUGAUGGGUGAAAGGGGAAAUCAAAAGGGCAAAGUACCAAUUACUUACUUAGAACUACUCAACUAAGUGGAGGCUCCUAUCCAGACUUCCAGUUAUGGCAAUAUUUAUAAAUGAUUAACUGUGUAAAGCAGGUUCAAGCGUCUUCCAUGUUAAUGUCUUAAAGAGACUCAGAAACUACCAGCCAUCAGAACUAGGCUUUUCUGCCAAUAAUGUUGCAUGGUAGAUUUUUCAUUGCUUCAGAUUUGGUGUUAAGAGCUUUUUACUUCGUGCCAAGGAUGUUUUCUUACAGGAUUCUCUGUUUCUACUGAAGUUUUCACUAACAGGGGGAUUCUACUUUUGAGUAAACUAGAUCGAAAGCAGGAGAUCUGUUUUCUACUGAAUUUUUCACUAACGGCAAGCUUCUUCCUUUAUGUAAAAUAAAUUUAUUGUGAAUUGA